CAACAGCCCCCGCGCGCAGUGCAGGCUGGGGGAACAUGGCCGCUUCCGGUCUCGCAGUCUUCCUGGCGAGGGGUUGACAGCGGCUGCGGCCCUGCGCGCUCCUCCCUCUGCAUCUCGCGCCGGCGGCCGCGGAGGGCGCAGCGGCCUCCUGUUCUCGCGCCAUGGAGAAGAGCUCGAGCUGCGAGAGUCUUGGCGCGCAGCUCCCGGCCGCAAGGCUUCCCAGCGAGGACUCACUGUCCAGUGCUUCCACUUCUCAUUCAGAGAACUCGGUUCAUACCAAAUCAGUUUCUGCUAUAUCAUCAGAUUCUAUUUCAACCUCUGCAGACAACUUCUCUCCUGAUCUGAGGGUCCUGAGGGAGGCAAACAAAUUAGCAGAAAUGGAGGAACCAGCCCUGCUUCCAGGAGAGAACAUCAAAGAUAUGGCCAAAGAUGUGACUUACAUAUGUCCGUUCACUGGUGCUGUACGAGGGACACUGACUGUCACAAAUUACAGAUUAUAUUUCAAGAGCAUGGAACGGGACCCUCCGUUUGUUCUAGAUGCUUCUCUUGGGGUGAUAAGUAGAGUAGAAAAAAUCGGUGGUGCAUCUAGCCGUGGUGAAAAUUCUUAUGGCCUGGAAACGGUGUGCAAGGAUGUCAGGAAUUUACGAUUUGCUCAUAAACCAGAGGGGCGAACAAGAAGAUCAAUAUUUGAGAAUCUAAUGAAAUAUGCAUUUCCUGUGUCUAACGGCUUGCCUCUUUUUGCUUUUGAGUAUAAAGAAGUAUUCCCUGAAAAUGGGUGGAAACUGUAUGACCCCCUUCUAGAGUACAGAAGACAGGGGAUUCCAAAUGAAAGCUGGAGAAUAACAAAGGUCAAUGAACGCUAUGAACUCUGUGACACAUAUCCUGCCCUCUUGGCCGUGCCAGCAAACAUUCCUGAUGAGGAACUCAAGAGAGUGGCAUCCUUCAGGUCCCGGGGCCGGAUCCCAGUUUUAUCAUGGAUUCAUCCUGAAAGUCAGGCCACAGUCACUCGCUGCAGCCAGCCCAUGGUUGGAGUGAGUGGGAAGCGCAGCAAAGAGGACGAGAAGUAUCUUCAGGCCAUCAUGGACUCCAAUGCCCAGUCUCACAAAAUAUUUAUAUUUGAUGCUCGGCCAAGUGUCAAUGCUGUUGCCAAUAAGGCAAAGGGCGGAGGUUAUGAAAGUGAAGACGCUUAUCAAAAUGCAGAACUCGUUUUCCUGGACAUUCAUAAUAUCCAUGUUAUGAGAGAAUCCUUACGGAAGCUUAAGGAGAUUGUGUACCCCAACAUUGAGGAAACUCACUGGUUGUCUAACUUAGAAUCUACACACUGGCUGGAACACAUCAAGCUCAUUCUUGCGGGGGCUCUUCGGAUUGCUGACAAGGUGGAGUCUGGGAAGACGUCUGUGGUGGUGCACUGCAGUGAUGGGUGGGAUCGCACAGCUCAGCUCACGUCCCUGGCCAUGCUCAUGCUGGAUGGAUACUAUCGAACCAUACGAGGAUUUGAAGUCCUUGUGGAGAAAGAGUGGCUAAGCUUUGGACAUCGAUUCCAACUAAGAGUUGGCCAUGGCGAUAAGAACCAUGCUGAUGCAGACAGAUCACCUGUUUUCCUUCAGUUCAUUGACUGUGUCUGGCAGAUGACAAGACAGUUCCCUACCGCAUUUGAAUUCAAUGAGUAUUUUCUCAUUACCAUCCUGGACCACUUGUACAGCUGUCUAUUUGGGACAUUCCUCUGUAACAGUGAACAGCAGAGGGGAAAAGAGAAUCUUCCUAAGAAGACAGUGUCACUGUGGUCCUAUAUAAACAGCCAGCUGGAAGACUUCACUAAUCCUCUUUUUGGGAGCUACUCCAAUCAUGUCCUUUACCCAGUAGCCAGCAUGCGCCACCUAGAGCUCUGGGUGGGCUAUUAUAUAAGGUGGAACCCCCGGAUGAAACCACAGGAACCUAUCCACAGCAGAUACAAAGAACUUCUUGCCAAAAGAGCAGAGCUUCAAAGAAAAGUAGAGGAACUUCAGAGAGAAAUUUCCAACCGCUCAACCUCCUCUUCAGAGAGAGCCAGCUCUCCCGCACAGUGUGUGACUCCUGUCCAAACUGUCGUAUGAAAAAACGAGGCAUCGUUGCCAGGAACUUGACAUUACAGCACCUUAUGCGUAGAAAGCCUUCUGUGUUUUAAACCCAUCUAUGGGAGAAUCCUUCAGAUGCUGUAUUUAUUUCAAAUCUCUCUUAGAUGAGUUUAGAAACAUAGCGGUGCAAGUGACAAUGAAGAUGAUCUCAUUUGUAAUUAAAGAUGACACUAAUCUGAAAUCCCCCAAAGAAUAGUAAAGUACUGCAGUCCUGUGCUCACCCUGGGAGCCAGCUUUUCAUUUAAAGCUGUCUUAAAGGCACUGCUAAGAGCUCUAGGUGGGGAGAAAAGCAAGGCUGCUCUUGCACCUGAGAGCAUACAUACCGAGCCUUGAUCUCAACUGUCCCAUUUUUUGUGGUAUUUAAUAUAGUAAAAAGCAUUGUCUUAAAAUUGCUGCUGACAUUGUAAUCAGCAGUUAGGAAACGAUGCCUUAUAUAUUUGCUUUGGGGGUGAAGGGACAAAGUAGCUGUCAUCCAGGAAUUCAAAAAUAUUCUUUCCCGUCAGCCAAUUUCCAUUUGUAUGUUGAUCACAAAUACCACAGACACUUUAAAACCUUACCAUUACCCCACUUUAAUGCUGAUUGGCAAGCUUUAAAUCUCACAUGAACAUUUUAUCAAAGACCGCUCUGCAUGUGAGUUAGUCUCGGUGCCAGCAGGUAAAGCCUGGCUUCUCUGCUCACCUGAGCUGGGUGCUGGUGUGAGCACUUGACUCCUGGUGUCUGUUUCACUCUGUAUAAGAGCCAUAUGUAAUGUACUGUAACAAACGAGCUUCUUACCACUUGGUCUUUUAAUUAAAUGACUUCAAACUUUA
Messenger RNA from Rattus rattus (black rat), 2923 nucleotides. RefSeq names its product myotubularin related protein 2 (gene Mtmr2). Gene Ontology annotation, biological process: dephosphorylation. The record is from RefSeq and is a predicted model, not a curated record. Bases 162 to 2093 code for a protein of 643 amino acids. The transcript has 15 exons. Lineage: Eukaryota; Metazoa; Chordata; Mammalia; Rodentia; Muridae. Gene Ontology annotation, molecular function: phosphatidylinositol-3,5-bisphosphate 3-phosphatase activity.